AUGUUUUUAGCUGCGACAACAACAACGACAACGACAAUAACUACAACAACAACCACAACAACGACUACGACAACAACAACAACAACAUUCACAACAACGACAACGACAACAUCCACAACAACGACAACAACAUCCACAACAACAGUAACAACGUCGACAACAUCGACGUCAACUACAACAACAGCAACAACAACACCAUCGUGUAUCAGUCCAGAUACGACAGGAGCAAUUUUUAGCUUUGAUUCUGGUACUGCUCCAACCAGUUACACAUUCUACUCGUAUGGAUUCACUGCUACUGAUUCUUCAGCAACUUUAUCAUUUAUCAUGACAGGGGAUUCUGGACCUGCUCAUCACUAUUGGUUAUUGGAUAGUGUUUCUGUGAAAGAGACACCUAAUAACACAAAUAUUCUUAUCAAUAGUGGGUUCGAAAUGGGCGAUUUCACAGGUUGGACACAAUAUUGUGCUACAGAUAGUAACUGUGGCGGCAGUGGCACUAAUUACGGUCAACUAACACAAGGUGUUUGCCAAUCAGGAACAUACUGCUACGUGGAUAAAUGUAACAAUGGUGGUCAUUAUGAUUAUCUGAUACAAUCUUUUUCCACUGUGAGUGGGUAUAAUUACUUAGUAACAUUUUAUUUCAAAGUCAACGCUAACGGAGGACCUCAUUUAGCAUAUGUCAUGCUAUCCUAA
Rotaria sp. Silwood2 is the source of this 690-nucleotide messenger RNA. NCBI's taxonomy places the organism in Eukaryota, Metazoa, Rotifera, Eurotatoria, Philodinida, Philodinidae. The record is from the annotation of a GenBank genome assembly.